UAGGAUGCCUGCAUGUGCAGCUAUUAACUGCACAAAUCGCCAGUUCAAAGGCUGUGGACGAACAUUUCACCUAAAUGCGCAGGUGGCUAAAUAUCGUCAGAAAAUCCAACGCUGACGACGCCCCGCUGUGACGUCACGACGCACUGGCGUUGUCGAAGUUUGACAAGUCACGCCGCUGACGCAGUCACGUAGUGUACGUACAGCGGUUCAAAGAGGAAGCAAGAUGGCGGAUAACAAAGACGCCGAUGAUAUGGAACCGUCACAUAACGCGGAGUCAGUUCCCUCGGCACAGGACAACGAACAUACCGAGAUUCAACCCGAAACUGCGCUUUUGGUCGUAGAAAGCGAUACUAAGGAAACGGAAGAGGCAGAACCACGUUUUCCCUCUAACGAGACGCCAACAACAACAAGCACCACCACGGGAGACGGAGGGGAGGUUAGCAUCAGCAAUGUUAGCGGCAGCUGCAGUACCAUCGACGCGAGCCCCAUGGGAACCAACGCGGAGCCGGGUACCGCCGACGUUCCAGUUCCAGUUCCAGUUCCAGUUCCAGUUCCAGUUCCAGUUCCAGCUCCAGCUCCAGCUCCAGUUCCAGCUCCAGCUCCAGCCCCAGCCCCAGCCCCAGCCCCGACCCUAGCCACGGCCCCGGCCCCGGCCCCUGCCCCUACCCCUGCCCCUGCCCCUGCUCCGGCUUCGGCUCCUGACCCGGACCCGGCCCCGGCCACAGCCCCGGCCGCCAGCGAUACCGCAGUCAACGCUCUUGCCACGGAAAUGUCCCCCCCUCCCACAGCUCCAGCUGCAACACCUGUGCCACUUAAUUUAUUGGAUACGUGCGCAGUGUGUAAACAGAGUCUUCAGAGCCGAGACCCAAAACUUCUGCCAUGCCUGCACUCGUUUUGCCUGAAAUGUAUCCCGCAGCCAGACAGGCAGAUCAGCGUGCAGGUACCUGGACCACACGGGCAAACAGACACACACAUUGUCAAUGUGAUGCGAUGCUCAGUGUGCCACCAGGACUACAAACAGAAUGAUAUUAUCAACAACUACUUUGUUAAAGAUACCUCAGAGACCACCAGCACAUCUGAUGAAAAGUCUGAACAGGUGUGCACAAGCUGUGAGGACAACGCUGGAACCAUAGGUUUUUGCAUGGAGUGCGGAGAAUGGUUAUGCAAGACUUGUGUGGAGGCUCACCAGAGGGUCAAAAUAACCAAAGACCACAAGAUUCGCACAAAAGAGGAUGCUGACACAGGCUCCGAGUCCAUGGGCACAUCCGACCGCAGGCUUGUUUUUUGUCCCAUACACAAGCAAGAACCACUAAAGCUCUAUUGUGAGACCUGUGACACUUUGACCUGUAGGGACUGUCAGCUGCUGGAGCACAAGGAGCAUAGGUACCAGUUUCUAGAGGAGGCUUUUCUGAACCACAGAGGCCUCAUUGAGUCCUCCAUGGGCAAACUGCAGGAGAAGAAGAACUAUGUCCACUACUCAGUCUCUCAAGUACAAAACAGGUUAAAAGAGCUGAAUGACACUCAUAAGAAGGUCGAACAUGAAAUCAAGAUUGCGGUGUUCACUCUGAUAAAUGAGAUCAACAAGAAGGGCAAGUCCUUGCUACAGCAGCUGGAGACUGUGACCAAAGAGCGCAGUGCGAGGCUGAUGGCCCAGCAUAAGGAUAUCGGCCAGCUUGCCCAGCAGAUCCACCACGUGCUCAACUUCUGCCAUUGGGCCAUCUCGACUGGCAGCAGCACAGCACUGCUGUAUAGCAAGAGGCCGAUUCUGUUUCAGCUCCGCCAGCUCUUCAAGGCGAGAAUAGAGCCAGUGCCGAUGUCCAAUGGAGAAGUGCGAUUUUUCUGUGACCCCACCUUCUGGGCCAAAAAUGUGGUAAAUCUAGGUAAUCUGGUCAUUGAGAAGCCACCUCCGCCGACGCAGCUGCCCGUACAGCCACCCACUUCGCCAGGCCAAGGUCAUCCUGGCAAACACCCAGGCCAGAUCAGCCUGGCCCAGUUGAACCGUAUGAACCAAUUGCGGGAAGCAGGCUUUGUUCCAAAGCCGCCUCAGCAGCAACAGCAGCCGCCGCUGCACCAGCAGCACCAACAGAACCAUCAGCACCUCCAGCACCAUCAGCACCAUCAGCACCAACAGCAGCAGCAGCAGAUGCAGCAACAGAUGCGCCUUGCUUCCCAAAUAUCCCAACAACUUCCCAGACCAACUGCCCCGCCCAUGGUUCCGCAGCAGCCUCCCAGGCUCAUCAGUAUGCAGCAGCUCGCACGAGGGCCAAUGGUCCUAAAUGGUGGACCCAUUCCCUCCAUGUAUUCCUCGUCGCACCACAUGCGUCUACCAGGUCCACCACAGAGUAGGAUGCCCUCAGCACAGCUCAGGCAAAACGGACAGCAGUAUCCUAGCAUGAUGCAGCCUCACUUACAGCGGCAGAUGUCGUUAGACUCUGAGAUGAGCCACCAAAGAUUUCGUUUCUUACUGCAAUCAGGGCAUUCAAACCCAGGCCAUGCAGGACCUUUCCCAGUGGCGUCGGGCCACAAUGCGAACCCUACCAGUCCCACCAGUGCCAGUAUGGCCGGAGCCCACAGUCACAGAGGUCCUGCCAGCCCUGUCAUUGGUCCCAUCGAGCUCAUCCCCUCAGUCACCAACCCGGAGAACCUGCCCUGCCUCCCUGAGAUCCCGCCCAUUCAGCUGGAGGAUGCAGGCUCCAGCAACCUCGGCCACCUCCUGUCUCGCUACAUCACGGCCAGCACGCAGCAGCAGCAGCAGCUGUCAGGCUCACUAGACAUGAACCCCUCACCUGGACUUUCCACACACUCGCCUGGAUCCUCAGGUCUUUCCAAUGCACACACGCCAGCGCGACCCUCCAGCACAUCCAGCACAGGCAGCAGAGGCAGUGUUAGCUCGGCAGGGAAGACUGUGUCAGGAGGGGCAGCUGCUGUGGAGCAAGUGCGGGUGAAACAGGAGCCCGAUGUGGAUGACAGCCAUGGCUGUCCAGGUUCUUCCAUGAAGACAGAGCUCGGAGCAAACGGUGGGAGGAGUGCCUGCAUGAUGAGCAGUCCUGAGAACAGCGCCUUAGGGGAGCGCAUCAAAACAGAGCCCCAGUCUGAGACCUCUUGUUCUGGGCUUAACAGCUCCGGUGUUGCCCCCUCAUCCUCCUACACUUUGUCCACACAGCUCACUAAUGGAAAAGCGGCCAAGGGGCAGGGUGCGGAUGGUGUUGGCAGUAAAGAGGACGACCCCAAUGAAGACUGGUGCGCGGUUUGCAUCAAUGGCGGCGACCUGCUGUGCUGUGACCGCUGUCCUAAAGUGUUCCACAUGAAAUGUCAUGUGCCCACCAUUAAAAUCUUCCCCAAGGGGGAUUUUCUCUGCACAUUUUGCCGGAGUAUAUUGAGUCCGGAGAUUGAGUACUGUGACGACAGCAAGAAAGUCAAAGGAGAGAAAGUCCUCAAUCCAGAGGACCAGAGGCGAUGUGAGCGCCUCCUGCUGUACAUCUUCUGUCAUGAGCUCAGUGUGGGUUUCAGGGAGCCAGUCCCCAGCUCUGUGCCGAACUACUAUCGAAUCAUCAAGAGCCCUAUGGACCUGAAGAAGGUAAAGAAAAAGCUACAGCUGCGGAGCUCCAUAUACUACAAGACCACCCAGGAGUUUGUAUCCGACAUGCGCAUGGUCUUCAAAAACUGUGCAAAGUAUAAUGAGAUGUCUCGAAUAAUCCGGGUUUAUGAUGACGACAAACCCAUUAAUACACAGGAAGGAUCAGAGAUGGCGGUCUCCGGUAAGGCGGUGAGCCUGUACUUUGAGGAGAAGCUGCAGGAGAUCUUCCCGGGACAAAGCUUCCCCGAUUUGCCUGAUGGCGAUGCCACAGAGGUAGAGGAUGGGAAUGCGGAGGAAACUGAGGACUCUGAGGACGACUUUGUUCAGCCGAGACGCAAACGGUUAAAAACGGAUGAGAAGGUGGUCCACAUCAAGUGAGGACGGACGACACGAGGGGGUGAGGGGGGGGCAACUCUUCCUCAAAUCCCCCCUAUUUUCUGAUGAAAAGGACAAACGGAACAGCUUUGAACUGUUGUACUGACAUUUGUGGAAAAAGAGAAAAGACUGCCUUCGUCAGAACUGUCAACAGUUUCAUAAACAUGUACAACCUUGCCUGUUUGAAGUUAUUUUACAGCAACAUCAAGGACUUCUUAUUUUCAUUUGUAUAUUAUGGCAUUUGUGUCAUGAAACCACCGGUUCGAGUGUAAGAUACAGUAUUUUGUUUUUAGCACAUGGAGAAAUGUCAAAUGUUGACUUGAUGACUAUUGUGGGAAACAUUGUGUGCAUAAGAGACUUUAGCUCCACUGAAUGGAAGUACAGGUAUUCCUGCAGUAUUCAUCGUUGGAUGCAUCCUCAAUAAACAGCUGUUCAUGAAAUAUAUUAAAAGAAAAUGUAUGUUGUGGAAUGCUGAGCUGGUGAGUCAUUGUUUGGCAUUCUGCAGACUGAUUUUGGGUUGUUUCUAAACUCAGGCCAGCUUUAUAUUUUGAACUAAUAGUGAGCAUUUUGUAAUCACAAAUGGGCAAAAAAUAUUUUGUCAAAACAGUCAACAAAUUUGUAGUUUGCUAACUAGGUGGAGCAACUUCACUCUUUGAUGUUUGUGUAAAAUGGGUUUAUUUUUCAAGAUUCAAGAUUCAAGAGAGUUUUAUUGUCAUGUGCAUGGUAAAACAGCAGUUAUACCAUGCAAUGAAAAUCUUAUUCUGUUCUCAAGCUGCUGGGCCUCCCUUGAAGUCUUUUGGUGCCUCACAAUGUUAAAGCCCCCCACGAACAUUCAGGUGUCCAGUGGCUUACAUUGUGGUUGUCUCCAAGCAUGCAUAUCAAGUUAUUUUUUAAUUAAUUUACCUUUCAGGGGCUUAUUGAGAUACUGUAUGGCAAGCAGGCUGAUGUUUUAUAAGCUGUAAUCACGUG
This is a messenger RNA of Dunckerocampus dactyliophorus (ringed pipefish), 4921 nucleotides long. RefSeq names its product tripartite motif containing 33 (gene trim33). The record is from RefSeq and is a predicted model, not a curated record. Bases 224 to 3955 code for a protein of 1243 amino acids. Gene Ontology annotation, molecular function: zinc ion binding; protein binding. The transcript is spliced from 22 exons. Lineage: Eukaryota; Metazoa; Chordata; Actinopteri; Syngnathiformes; Syngnathidae.